Molecule: messenger RNA, 3241 nt
Organism: Sceloporus undulatus (fence lizard)
Lineage: Eukaryota; Metazoa; Chordata; Lepidosauria; Squamata; Phrynosomatidae
Gene: ZNF710
Product: zinc finger protein 710
Exons: 5
Coding region: 425-2431 (668 amino acids)
Biological process (GO): regulation of transcription by RNA polymerase II
Cellular component (GO): nucleus
Molecular function (GO): RNA polymerase II cis-regulatory region sequence-specific DNA binding; DNA-binding transcription factor activity
Source: RefSeq, a predicted model, not a curated record
UCCCCCUUUUCUCAGAGCUGAGUUAGGAGGGGCUGUUUUGCAUCCCUUCACGUCAGCCCUGCCUCAUUCCCUUCUUCCUUCCUGCUAGAGAGAGAAAAAAGAGAAAGGGAACUGCGAAGGGGGGGGUGGAGAGAGAGAAAGAAAGAAAGAGAAGGAGAAGGAGAGGGAGAGAGAGAAAGAAGCAGAGAGAAGCAGCCAGCGAAGAGCAGCAGCGGCUGGAUGGGCAGCAGGAGCAGAACCCAGACCACCAGCAGCAGCAGCAGCCUUGGGAGGAGAGGAGGAGAGAGCCGACCCAGCUCUGCCUGCCUGCCCACUUGCAUGCUUCCUCCUCCUCCUCUGGCGAAGUAGGGUUGCCCGCCCCCGUUGCCAAGCCUCCUUCCUCGGGACUCCCAGGACGUUGACACUGCACUUGAUGGUGUGAGGCAUGGAUCGUUUUGCCAGCUCUGGGACACAGACAGAGGCGGUGGUGGUGCUCUCUCUGGCCCAAGCGGCAGUCCUGGGCUUGGUCUCAGAAAAUGAGUUCUUUGGGGCCACAGUCAGUCCUGGAGGCUUCUUCUCAAACUUUGCAAGCAAACUUGACAACAAAGCAGCAACAGCAGCAGCUCCACUGAAGCAGCAGUCAGAGAGCAGCCAUCCUCUGGAAAAUGGAAGCCAUGGCCAGGCAGGGACCCCUGAGGAAGAGGAGGGGCUGGAGGCGGAGGCUUCCUUUGGGAGACAUGCCCGGAGGAGGAAGAGGCCCCCUGUGAGGCUGGUGCCAAAGGUAAAGCACGAGAAAGGAGAAGCUGAGCAGGAAGAGGAGGGCAGGUACGAGAUGUGCGUUCCAAGCGAAGACCACGAAGAACAGCUGGAUGCCCAGCCCGCAGGCCCAGAGGCACCGGCCUGUGAGCAGAUGGUCCAGACCAGCGCCACCAAGAUGAUUGACCUCAGUACCUUCAGCAGGAAGCCCCGGCGCCUCCGGCACCUACGGAGGCUCGGGCCAGAAGAGCUAUCCUUGGCUGGGUAUGAGGAGAGGCUCCCCAGCCCCCAGCAGGCCAGCCGGAACAGUGUACAGCUGGAUAGGAUGGAGGAACCCCCCUUCCCCAGGGACUGUGGCUUCCAGGCUCUUCGUCUGCCGCCCCCGCCCCCUACUCUGAGCCAAGUGGAGCACCAGGUGGCAGGCUCUCACCCACAGCAGGGCAAGCGCGAGGUGGGCUUCAUGUGGCAGGAGCCCCUGGACUUCGAGGCUGAGAACCACGGUGAGCAGAGUAAGAAGAUGCAACUGGACCGCCUGGAUAUUAAUGUGCAGAUUGAUGACUCGUACCUGGUGGAGAAGCGGUGGCAGUGUCGCCUCUGCGAGAAGUCCUACACCUCCAAGUACAACCUGGUGACGCACAUCCUGGGUCACAAUGGCAUCAAGCCCCACUCGUGCCCCCACUGCGGGAAGCUCUUUAAACAGCCCAGCCACCUGCAGACCCACCUCCUCACCCACCAGGGCACACGGCCCCACAAGUGCCAGGUGUGCCACAAAGCCUUCACCCAGACCAGCCAUCUCAAGCGCCACAUGCUCCUCCAUUCGGACAUCAAGCCUUACAGCUGCCGCUUCUGCGGCCGUGGCUUCGCCUACCCCAGCGAGCUCAAGGCCCAUGAGGGGAAGCAUGAGAGUGGCCGCUGCCAUGUCUGCGUGGAAUGUGGCCUGGACUUCUCCACACUUACCCAGCUCAAGCGCCACCUGGGCACCCACCAGGGGCCCACGCUCUACCCGUGUCCAGAGUGCAGCAAGUCGUUCCACUACCGCAGCCAGCUCCAGAACCACCUGCUCAAGCACCAGAACGUGCGCCCCUUCGUCUGCACCGAGUGCGGGAUGGAGUUCAGCCAGAUCCACCACCUCAAGCAGCAUGCCCUGACCCACAAGGGUGUGAAAGAGUUCAAGUGUGAAGUUUGUGGGCGGGAGUUUACACUGCAGGCAAACAUGAAGCGGCACAUGCUGAUCCACACCAGCGUCCGCCCCUACCAGUGCCACAUCUGCUUCAAGACCUUUGUGCAGAAGCAGACACUGAAGACCCACAUGAUUGUCCACUCACCAGUCAAGCCCUUCAAGUGCAAGGUGUGUGGGAAGUCCUUCAACCGCAUGUACAACCUGCUGGGCCACAUGCAUCUCCACGCGGGCAGCAAGCCCUUCAAAUGCCCUUAUUGUUCCAGCAAGUUCAACCUGAAGGGCAACCUCAGUAGGCACAUGAAGGUCAAGCAUGGUGUGAUGGACAUCAACUUGGACAGCCAAGAUCCCAUGCUGGAACUGGCAGGCAGUGAUCACACAGAGCUGGACGGACAGCAGGAGAUGGAGGACUAUGAGGAGGACAAUUCGUACAACUACAGGGUGGUGGGUAGUGCCACGGAUGCCUCUGCCUUGGCAGAGCAAGCCAUGAAGGAAAUGGCCUAUUACAACAUGUUGUAGCGAGAAGGAGGAAAAAAAGACAGGUAUCUUCCCUGCCCUUCCACAAAGGUCUAGUGUGGCAGAAGAAACCAAGAGCAGUCCUUGAGCUUCAGAAAGUGCGGCUUGAAUGGGUUGCUCUGGCCCGUUUAGCCCUGCGAGGCACCUGUGGAAGUUUCGUCCCAUCACUGCCUCUCUCAGCUCCACUCCACUGGGCUGGUCCCACUUUCCCCACCAGCCUUGAAGGGCCAGAAGCUCCCCUUGCCUUACUCUACCUCCUGCAGAACCUGGCAAAGGAGACGGUGGUGACGACUGACCAGGAGCAACCUCUCCAGAGCAGGAGUCCUCAGGGCGGCUCUGCCACUGGUCCUGGGCUGUCCUUAUUGCAGGGUCUGACUGGAGCAGCUCCUGACACAAGCUACCUCUGCCCUUUACCAAAAGAAGAAAGGCUCAGGGCAGGGGCGGCUGUGGAACCACAGCAGGGAAGGGCAAAGCAUGCCCUUCCAGGUGUUGCUGGACCGCCCCGCCCAUCAUUCCUCGCCACCAUCAGGGGAAAGUUGGGUCCAACAACAUCAGGAGGGCCACCACUGUGCCCAGACCUGCCCUAGAGAGCCCCUUGCCAACCUUCCUGGCAGAGAGGUAGAGAGCAGCCCUGUUAAAUUAUUCUGUGACUUCUUCCACAAAGUGGAUUGUACCACUUGUGCAUAGAUCUACUGUGUUUAUUUUCAUGUUAUGACGAUGUUCAGCAAUAAAUAAAUAUCCUUUGACAGAAGAAGGACCGCUUGGCUGGUUGCUCCUAGAGCAAAAGGACAGGGCGGAUUGAGGAGGUGGAAG